Molecule: messenger RNA, 997 nt
Organism: Fundulus heteroclitus (mummichog)
Lineage: Eukaryota; Metazoa; Chordata; Actinopteri; Cyprinodontiformes; Fundulidae
Gene: tmem223
Product: transmembrane protein 223
Exons: 1
Coding region: 151-948 (265 amino acids)
Biological process (GO): nervous system development
Cellular component (GO): mitochondrion
Source: RefSeq, a predicted model, not a curated record
ACUCUCGCGAGAGUUGAGAAUACAUAACAAGUAUGGCGGCGCCCUCUCGGCUACAGAAGCCCGGAGUUGAAGAAAGGUAAACUAAAAAAAACGGAAUCUAUCGUGUCGUUCAGGGUCUCUUCUUCGUAUAAAGGCUUCCGCCGGUGAGACAUGGGGUAUGAGCGCCUCCUGUGCGGAGCUCUGGAGCGUCACUGCCGGCUAUUCCGCCUCGCUGAUAUCCAACAGAAAGCUCGACUCUUCCGAAAUGCGUACAGGUCGUCGGAGACGUCGUGGAGCAGCGCGUCCACGGCGUUAACCGCCCGCUCCGGAGUGAACGCGCAGGCCGUCGCCCACGCAGGCCGCCAGCUGGCAACCCGUCGGGGCUACUGCGCCUCCGCACAGCCGGCCAGAGACGUCACCUUGUUCGAGCACGACAGGACCCGCUUCUUCCGGCUCAUGGCGGUGUUCUGCGGCGGCCAGUUCGUCUUCUGGACCUACCUGGCUCAGUUCGCCUUCACCGGGCUCAGAGACACCGGCGGGAGAGGCGGAGCCGGGGCGCCCACCACCACCACCACCACCACCACGGGACUGGCCGGGGUGUGGAGCUUCCAGAUGAACCUGGGCUCCAGCGCCUGGAGGUACGGCUUUACUCUGGGAUGCCUGGCCAUAGGGGCGGGCAUCGUGGGCCUCGGAGCGCUGUUCUGCCGGCGGUCCGUCAGCAGGGUGGUUCUCCACCAGGGCGGCAGGAUGGUGACGGUGUGCACACAGUCCCCGCUGGGAGCAGGCCGUGGCAGGACCAUAACCGUCCCGUUAAGUCAGGUGGCCUGCCACGCCCACAGGCAGGAGUCGCCCUCCUUCAUCCCACUCAGGAUCAAGGGACACAGGCUGUACUUUCUGCUGGACAAGGACGGGACCGUAAACAACGCCCGGCUGUUUGACAUCACUGUCGGUGCCUACAGACCGAUUUAAUACCACAGCUGAGCUUUCAGGACUCUUAAGGGACACCUCAUGUGGCUUU